UGGAGCGCUCCUCAGGACAAGAUGGAGAGAUCAUGGAGCGCUCCUCAGGACAAGAUGGAGAGAUCAUGGAGCGCUCCUCAGGACAAGAUGGAGAGAUCAUGGAGCGCUCCUCAGGACAAGAUGGAGAGAUCAUGGAGCGCUCCUCAGGACAAGAUGGAGAGAUCAUGGAGCGCUCCUCAGGAGAAGACCUCCUUACCCCUAAUCUCCAUCCAGAUCUAUCAUAUAAUAAUCCUCCUGACCAACCACACAUUGUUACCAUAGAGAUAGAUCAGAGAGGGGGCAAAAAGUUUAAAUGUGAUGAAUGUGGGAAACAAUUUACAGCAAGCCCAAGUCUUCUUACACACAGAAGAAUUCACACAGGAGAUAAGCCAUUUUCAUGUUCAGAAUGUGGGAAAUGCUUUAUACAAAAAUCACAUCUUGUUACUCAUGAGAGAAUUCACACAGGAGAGAAGCCAUUUUCAUGUUCAGAAUGUGGGAAAUGCUUUAUCCAAAAAUCACAUCUUGUGUUCCAUGAGAGAAUUCACACAGGAGAGAAACCCUAUUCAUGUUUAGAAUGUGGAAAAUGUUUUACACAAAAACCGCAUCUUGUGUUCCAUGAGAAAUUUCACAAAGGAGAGAAGCCCUAUUCAUGUUUAGAAUGUGGAAAAUGUUUUAUACAAAAAUCUGAUCUUGUGAUACAUGAGAGAAGUCACACAGGAGAGAAACCAUAUUCAUGUUCAGAAUGUGGAAAAUGUUUUAUACAAAAAUCUGAGCUUGUGAUACAUGAGAGAAGUCACACAGGAGAGAAACCUUAUUCAUGUUCAGAAUGUGGGAAAUGUUUUACACAAAAAUCGAAUCUUGUAAUACAUGAGAAAGUUCACACUGGAGAGAAGCCGUAUUCAUGUUUAGAAUGUGGAAAAUGUUUUAUACAAAAAUCUGAGCUUGUGAUACAUGAGAGAAGUCAUACAGGAGAGAAACCUUAUUCAUGUUCAGAAUGUGGGAAAUGUUUUAUACAAAAAUCUGAGCUUGUGAUACAUGAGAGAACUCACACAAGAGAGAAGCCAUUUUCAUGUUCAGAAUGUGGGAAAUGCUUUAUACGAAAGUCAUAUCUUGUUACACAUGAAAGAAUUCACAAAGGAGAGAAGCCAUUUUCAUGUUCAGAAUGUGGGAAAUGCUUUAUACGAAAAUCACAUCUUGUGUUACAUGAGAGAAUUCACACAGGAGAGAAACCCUAUUCAUGUUUAGAAUGUGGAAAAUGUUUUACACAAAAACCGAAUCUUGUAAUACAUGAGAAUGUUCACAGAGGUGAGAAGCCGUAAUCAUGUUUAGAAUGUGGAAAAUGUUUUGUACAAAAAUCUAAGCUUGUGAUACAUGAGAGAAGUCACACAGGAGAGAAACCUUAUUCAUGUUCAGAAUGUGGGUAAUGCUUUAUACGAAAAUCGCAUUUUGUGUUACAUGAGAGAAUUCACACAGGAGAGAAACCCUAUUCAUGUUUAGAAUGUGGAAAAUGUUUUACACAAAAACUGAAUCUUGUAAUACAUGAGGAAGUUCACAGAGGUGAGAAGCCGUAAUCAUGUUUAGAAUGUGGAAAAUGUUUUAUACAAAAAUCUAAGCUUGUGAUACAUGAGAGAAGUCACACAGGAGAGAAACCCUAUUCAUGUUCAGAAUGUGGGAAAUGUUUUAUAAAGAAAGGGAAUCUUGUCAUACAUGAGAAAAUUCACAAAAGGGGUGAAAAGUUUAAAUGUGGAAAACAGUUUACUGUAAGCUAAAAUCUUUUUACAGAUAAAAAUUCACAUAGGGAGGAAGCCAUAUUCAUUGAGAAAUGUUAUAGAAGAAUAUCAGAUCUCGUUAUACAUCAGAGAAGUCACACAGGGGAGAAGCCUUAUUCAUAUUCAGAAUGUGGGAAAUGCUUUACAAAA
This is a messenger RNA of Hyla sarda, 1898 nucleotides long. Its product is annotated as zinc finger protein OZF-like. Gene Ontology annotation, molecular function: DNA-binding transcription repressor activity, RNA polymerase II-specific. Gene Ontology annotation, biological process: negative regulation of transcription by RNA polymerase II. The coding region runs from base 33 to 1298 and encodes 421 amino acids. The record is from RefSeq and is a predicted model, not a curated record. Lineage: Eukaryota; Metazoa; Chordata; Amphibia; Anura; Hylidae. The transcript has a single exon.